Messenger RNA from Physcomitrium patens, 1731 nucleotides. The record is from RefSeq and is a predicted model, not a curated record. NCBI's taxonomy places the organism in Eukaryota, Viridiplantae, Streptophyta, Bryopsida, Funariales, Funariaceae.
CCGUCUCGAAGCCCCGUCGCUUCUCGCACGCGAGCGUCGCUGUGGAAUUUGCUGGCCUUGCUGUAGAAUUCGCCACUUCGCGGUGAAGCUGGCCCUUCUGUCGUGAUGUGUGAUUGAUUGUAGGCCUCGGCCGCGUGCAUUGCUAGCAAGGUAACUGCUGUGUCGCAAUUCUCCUCAGUCAUUAAAUCGAUUCACUCGAAGUCACCUCCUAAUUCGUCGAAGACAAGGUGUAUUGACCCCAGACGGGCUUGUUACCCAGGAGUUCGUCCCCUCGCACCCAGUGCUAGAGAGGAUGCAGAGCUUCAUGUGAAAACUGAUGCAUUCCCUCGAAUCGGUAGGCUUUCCGCUGCGGAUGAGCUCUCGCAGUCCAAGACUGGGAACCGCGAAGUGACAGCGGAUUUGAGUCUAUGGCAGAAGAGCGGAGGUCGAGUGUUUGCGCUGCUGUUGGCGACAUUACAAGCGGUAGCGCCGAUCCCCAUCGAUGGGCUUGUGGGAGAAUGGGGCGCCGGUCCAGCGGAGGCAGUGCUGUACUCUCCGGAUACCAAAGUUCCUCGCUCAGCGGAAGUGGCUUUGCGGAGGGCAAUUCCAGCUGUCAAUGUUUCUAUGAAACAAAUCCAGGAAUCUUUGGAGGACAUCUUUUAUCUGCUCCGCAUCCCCCAGCGGAAACCUUACGGUACCAUGGAGAGUGACGUGAAGAAGGCGCUCAAAUUAGCUGAAGACGAUAAGGAUGCAAUUUUAGCUGCACUGCCAGCUGACCAGAAGGAGAAAGGCACGCAGCUUUACAAUGACUUGAUGACUGCAAAGGGCGGUUUUCCUGGCCUUCUAGAUGCUAUUGCUGCGAAAGACGCAGACAAAGUCUCCAUCCGCCUUGCCUCGUCGCUCGACACCAUCGCUCAACUGGAGGUGAUGCAAGCUACGGGGUUGGCGUUCCUACUCCCUAAAGAGUUUCAGGAUUUCCCUCACCUCACAGGACGGGCAGUCGCCGAGCUGACUCUAGAGAAAGGUGAUGGGUCUACGUUCGUUGUGGCCGCAGGUGGCGGUCCUCAGCCAGUUGGAGUUCUCGAAAUUGUUCUGGAUGGUUACUCUGCUCCUUUGACGGCAGGCAACUUUGCCGAUAUGAUCCAGAGAGGUGCUUACAACGGGAUUAAAUUGAGAAACACAGAGCAGGCAGUACUGUCCGACACGGAGAAUCUCAACGGAGCAGGGCGAGAGCUACCUAUCGAGAUCCUGCCCUCCGGGGAGUUUCAACCUCUAUACAGGACAACCCUCAACGUGCAGGACGGCGAGUUGCCAGUGUUGCCACUAUCUGUUUAUGGCGCCGUGGCCAUGGCGCACAACAAGACGUCCGAAGAUUUCUCCUCCCCUUCACAGUUUUUCUUCUACUUGUAUGACAGGCGCAACUCUGGACUAGGUGGCCUGUCGUUCGAAGAGGGCCAGUUCUCUGUAUUUGGGUAUGUCACCAAAGGUAGGGAGCUGCUCUCUCAACUGAAAACGGGAGAUGUUAUAAAAGAGGCAAAGUUAGUGUCUGGGGCCGAUCGCGUUGUUCAAUGACAACCGCAAUAGGUUAAAUCUCACAGCUGAGAAUGUGUGUAUUCUAGAAAGAGCCUGAAGUUGCACAACUGAUUGUGCUGGUUUGUUCCAUGGCUUUGCUUGUUCUGUUUGUUUGUUUUUGCUGUUUUCUCUGCCCUUUCAACCGGCACGGUGUCAAUCUCACUGCCUGUUGAGUUCAAA